Acyrthosiphon pisum (pea aphid) is the source of this 2574-nucleotide messenger RNA. Its product is annotated as melatonin receptor type 1A-like. Gene Ontology annotation, biological process: G protein-coupled receptor signaling pathway. The transcript has 4 exons. Gene Ontology annotation, cellular component: membrane. The record is from RefSeq and is a predicted model, not a curated record. The coding region runs from base 905 to 2116 and encodes 403 amino acids. Gene Ontology annotation, molecular function: G protein-coupled receptor activity. Lineage: Eukaryota; Metazoa; Arthropoda; Insecta; Hemiptera; Aphididae.
GGUCUCGUUUGGUCUGCAAAUUAUGUCUAUAUAAACUCGUGUUUAAAGUCCACAGCAACGAUCGAGCGGUAUAAAUAUAUGAACUCGGCGGUAAACGUGGUAUACGCGCGCCGAAACGCUGCACGAGCAUCACACACCAGACAUAAUAUAUACCUACGCCUAUGUAUAUACCUCAUACGCAUCUCUUUCCGUCGAUUCAUUUAAAACCACCACCGCGGUGCAGACGCUCAGAGUGCUGUAUAUAAUAUUUAAGCCGCGGGUAUACGUCGUGAGACUAUUUAGUUUGUGUUUUAUUUUAUUUUUUUCCCAUAUACCCGAUCGGUUAACGAGUCGGAUUUCGCGUUUUUAUUUUUUUUAUCCACCCCCCGAAAAAAUGGGCAAUAUUUUGUUGAAGACAGUAGGUAUCGUUCACUUGUUUACCAUACCUAGCUAUACCAGAUGACUACGAUUAAACCGUGCGCCCGUUGUGCCGAUUUAAGAUAUUAUAUUAAUAUAGUUUUAAUACAUUUUCGUCGGAUUUUUAUAAAAAAAAAUGUUUUUGAAACGGGUGUGACACAUUAUAAAAUUCGAAUUAAAUUAGCGCACGCGUACACCGCAGAUACCUAGAAUAUGAUACCGUUGAUGUGGAAAAUACGAAAUCGAAUAACAUUUUCAUUGACGAUACACAUGGCCCAUAAGCGUGUCACGUAUUCUUUCAACUGCUGGCAGUGGUUCGAAUAUACCUUUAUAUUAUGUACAUCGUUGAUUUUUCAUUAUUUACAAAACGUAUCGUGACUACUAAUACCUAUGUUCAAUUCUAUCAACACGAUCUAUAUGGUUCUUAAAAUAUGAUGGCAAGAAAUAAAAGUUUUCAAAGAGGUUUUGCUGAUUUUAAUAGAACGCGAUACUUGAGGACUUUAAUAACAUGACAAACGCGAUAAACGCGACGUCCAAAGCCUUCAUAGAGUCAGUUAUGAGCACGACGAUGAUAAACGACGGCCCGCUGGUGGACAGUGACGCCGUAUCGCCGGUCACGUUGAGCAUGGAAUGGAGCAGGGUGGCCAGGCUGUUGAUCAUGAUCGGCCUGUCCGUCAUCGGCAGCAUCGGUAACGUGUACAUGAUCAGCUCGGUAAUGAUCGAGGACCAUCUCAACAAAAGGGGCAACACUUUCGUGGCGAACGUGGCGCUGGCCGACCUGUUGAUCAGCGGCCUCGUCAUUCCGGCAUCCGCAGUGGUCAUCCUGUCCGGUCUACAGGAUUCUCCGCCGGUGUGCCAGUUCCAGUGGUUCCUGUCGAUCCUUUGCUGCCUGGUAACCGUGCUUACCAUGGCCGCGGUGGCGGCCGAGAACUACAUACGACUCUGUCUAACGCCCGAAUGCUACGCCAAACUUACCGUCACGAAAAUCACCACGCUCCUGUUCGCCAUUUGGAUCAUCAGCUCGAUCCUGGUCACGUUACAGUCCGUCUACAACAUGGGACCAGAUUAUUGCAAUAAAAAGAUAAGCCGCAUCGUUCCGACUCAGGCGCUGACGGCCGGUGCCAUUGUGCUGGCGCCGCUGCUCAUCACGGCCGGGUUGUACAUGCGCAUCACGUACCAGGUGCACGUGGCCCGGCUGAACCCGAGCUUCAAGCCACCGCUGGCGUUCAACUGGGACUACUCGCUGAUGCUGGCCAACGCGUACAGCUUCGUCAUGUUCGUCGUGUUCUGGGCGCCGUUCACCAUCGUCCUGGCGCUGGCCACCAUCCAGCGGCAGCAGUCCGCCCAGGUGUUCUACAACCUCGCGUGGCUGGCACUCAGCAAGUCCUGCUUCAACAACCUGGUGUACUGCGCCGGCAACCGGCACUUCCGCAACGCGUACGUCAACCUGUUCCACUACUGCUGCUGCAAGACGACGGUGACGUUCUCACGACGGGCCCGCGACGGCGCCACCCGCCCGUCCGGCGACGUCCGCGUCCACAUCAUACCCGGCUACAACAUGUACUCGUACACCAGCCCUACCAGGUCGCGGGAGUCAGGGUCGUGUCCGCUGCAAGGCCGGCCGCGGGCCAGGGCCAACGGCGGCGGCGGCGGUCUCGGCUGCGGCGGCGGUGGUGGCGGCGGUGGCGGUGGCGGUGGUCGCGAUGUGUACGAGUUGUAAGCUGUACGAUGAUAAUAAUAUAAUACUUGUCCGGCGCUUAUACCUUCGUCCCGAACACGCAUUAGAUGACUAAGUUAUUAUUAUUAUUUAUUAUUUAAUAUUAUUAUUAUUAUUAUUAUUAUUAUUAUUAUUAUUAUUAUUACCUACGUGUGCGAUUUAUAUUUAUAUAAUAAUAUUAUAUACUAUGCGCACGAGUUUUUCUUCCCUCGUAUUAUAAUAUAUGCACAUACACAACAUUGUAUAAUAUACAUAUAUUCUCCGAAAAAGCGCGUUCGCAGCAUUUCUACGCACGCGUUACUACUCACAUUACCUCCUAUAACUAUAUUAAUAUGUAGGUAAUUAUAGGACCUAAUAUAUUAUUAUGCGUACCUAUACAUAGUCACCACCGCCGAAUUUUUUAAUAUUGACGUUAAGGUAGAAAAUAAGUUUUCGAUUUGUCGUGUGGACCUAUGUUAUGU